Molecule: messenger RNA, 939 nt
Organism: Micromonas commoda
Lineage: Eukaryota; Viridiplantae; Chlorophyta; Mamiellophyceae; Mamiellales; Mamiellaceae
Exons: 1
Coding region: 24-914 (296 amino acids)
Cellular component (GO): eukaryotic translation initiation factor 2B complex
Molecular function (GO): guanyl-nucleotide exchange factor activity; translation initiation factor binding; translation initiation factor activity
Source: RefSeq, a predicted model, not a curated record
CGUGCGGCAGUGGAACGGAUCCUAUGGUUAAGCGCCUGUACAACCAGGCUCUGCUGACCGUACCCGACUCACUGAAGGGUCGAGCCCCGCCUCUUAACGUCCUCGUGGUUGACUACUCGUCCAUCUAUGGUACGGAUUGCCCGGCGGUUGACACCCUUCUGCUUCAGGAGGAUCUCGGUAGGUUACUGGCAUGGGAGGACCUCCAGCAGUUCCUCGGUCGUCUCCGUCGCGACGGUACUGCGAUCUUCUAUUCGCUUCGUACCCUGCGUCGAGCCGCUCUCGGUCCCGGCGCUGAGGAAGCGGAGGACAAGGCUGAAUGCGAGUAUCAGCGGGACGUGGAAGUGGCAAUUCUUGGGAUGCAGGGCAAAUCACGCGAUUCCGAGGCUGAGGCUGCCGCGCUAAAGAAAUUAGCGGAGUCUUUGGGUCGAUCAUUCGCUGAGACGGGCGCCCUUGCGACGGCUUGCGUGAUGUCACUCGUGCUUCCUGCACCCAGUGGUCUCCCGGAUGGCCUUCCCAAGGUUCACCCUUCCGAGCCCGCGGGAACAGACAAGGAUCUGUUGGCCCAACUCGCCAAGCAGCUCGAGACGAAUGGUGAGAUGUUAGAGAUGAUGCUGAAGAAGCGCGCCGAUCAGAUUCUCGCCAUUAACAAAAUCGAGGCUCUGGCUCUCUCGGCGAGCCCGUUUGUGAAGCGCACAGGUGGUGUUCGCUACCUCGGCGCGGCGGCAAAGACACUGCAGGUGCUGUACGACGCGGACGUCCUCUCGGAGGAGGCGGUGAUUGCUUGGGGCCAGCAAAAACAGGCUGCGUUGUCGCUGGAUCCGGACAUGGAUGCGCGGUUCUUCGAAAAGGCGAAGCCGUUCAUCAGCUGGCUGGAGGAGGCAUCCUCUUCUGAGGAGGAGAGCGACGAGGAGUAGAAACUUUUGACAAGCAAUCCUCCCC